AUGGCACGAACAGCAUUACGAGACACUAUUCUCCCCGUGGGCGGCGGAACCACCGGUACAAAUCCCAUCUUCGCAUCCGCCGCAUCUGACGUCGUGACCGAUCUCUACAUUCUGCACAGGAAUAAAGCAGUGUAUGGCGAAAAUGUUGAGGAAUUCGAUCCAGAUCGAUGGAAUCGUAUUACUCCACGACGGUGGGAAUUUAUGGGAUUCAGCGGUGGUGCACGGGGUUUUGGAGGACAGCAGAAGGCUCUUAUGAAAGCUUCGUAUGUUUUGGCGGUGUUGGCCAGGAGGUUUGAAAGGAUUGAGAGUGGAGAUGAAAGGGGUUGGGCCGGAAAUGUGAAGUUGAUUGCUAGGAAUGUGAAUGGGUGUAAGGUUGCUUUUUAUUGA
Molecule: messenger RNA, 387 nt
Organism: Sclerotinia sclerotiorum 1980 UF-70
Lineage: Eukaryota; Fungi; Ascomycota; Leotiomycetes; Helotiales; Sclerotiniaceae
Exons: 1
Coding region: 1-387 (128 amino acids)
Molecular function (GO): oxidoreductase activity, acting on paired donors, with incorporation or reduction of molecular oxygen; heme binding; monooxygenase activity
Source: RefSeq, a predicted model, not a curated record